Coturnix japonica (Japanese quail) is the source of this 358-nucleotide messenger RNA. Lineage: Eukaryota; Metazoa; Chordata; Aves; Galliformes; Phasianidae. The record is from RefSeq and is a predicted model, not a curated record.
AGCAUUGAGGGCAACGGCAGCGUCCGUGGCGACGAAGCCGGGUGUGCUGUGCUGCCGUGCGAUGAUGAUCGUGCCUUCGGGAGCGAUGGUGUCUCUGCUGCCCCUCGUGGUGCUGCUGGCCGCCUGCCGGCCCGGAUACGGAUACACCGGAGCCUGCGACACCUGCGGGAUGAGACCUAUGGCUUAUCAGUACAGCAGCAUGCGAGUGGUGGGGGGCUCUGCAGCCCGGCACGGUAACUGGCCGUGGAUUGUCAGUAUCCAGAAUUACCACUCUGCGGGUACGGGACACAUGUGCGGAGGGCCCUCAUCACCCGCGUGGGUCUCAGCGGCUGCUCAUUGCUUUCGGACAUCCCAGUGA